Molecule: messenger RNA, 4201 nt
Organism: Photinus pyralis (common eastern firefly)
Lineage: Eukaryota; Metazoa; Arthropoda; Insecta; Coleoptera; Lampyridae
Exons: 7
Coding region: 146-4201 (1351 amino acids)
Source: RefSeq, a predicted model, not a curated record
GAGGGGGCCGAAGUACGAAUGACGUCACAGUGUGCAAGUGACAGCCAUUGAACUGUAUUUAAGGCAGCAAGAUUUAAAUUUGAAACCAUUUUAAAUUGGCUUUUGUGAUAUUUAAAACUUGUUUUCAUUGUGAGAUCAGGUAAAGAUGUCGGGAGGUAUGAUGUGCAGUGUGGCAACCUGCAAAAGUAACAGGCGUAAGGUCACAGGUGAAAGCCUAAAAUUUUUCAGUUUCCCCAAAAACCUGGUAGUACAAAAACAAUGGGUACAAAAAUGCUACCAAAGAGAUAAGUUUGAUACGAAGAAAGAAAAGAUUUGUAGUAAGCAUUUUCAGCCCAGUGAUUACGAGGAUGAAGUGAUGGCUAAUAUAAUGGGAAUUCCUGCCAAAAAACUAAAAAUAGAUGCCAUACCAUCAUUGUAUCUACCAUUUUCUCGUAAAGAAACUAUCACUGAGUCCUCUAGAAAAGAAAGAGCUGCAAGACGAGAAGGAAAGGAUAUAGUACAAGCGUUGAUUCAAGAACCAAGCUUAGAAGUUACUGCUGCGAUUGAAGUUUCACCGAUAGUUGAACCAAUUGAACAAUCACCCAGCAUUAAUAUCUCAGGGACGGUAUUGGACAGUCGUGAUAAUGAGAUAAACAUCCUUAAAAGCCAGGUAGUCAAACUUGAGGAAGAAAAUAAGGCAUUGACAGGAAAAUUAAAAUUGUUUCAAGAAAGUGAGCAAAAGUUGAAACAAAAAAUUGCUGCAAUGGAAAUGCAACUAAAGGAAUUAGGUGGUUUAAAAUUUGAAAAGAGGGUGAAGGAAUGUUUUAAGGAUGUUCUUACUUCAAAUCAAGUGGACAUCGCCUUAAAGUCAAAGGCACGUUGGACACAAGAAGAACUAUCGAUGGCUUUCACGUUAAGAUAUUUUAGUAAAAGGGCAUACAUCUAUUUAAGACAAACUCUUCAUUACCCAUUGCCUGCCAUUUCAACACUACAGCAAUGGGCCGCAAAUAUAAAUCUAAAAAAUGGGAUAUUAGAUGAUGUACUGAGGAUUAUGGACACCGCUGGCCAAAUAAAAACACCCUUGAAGAGAAUUACUGUCCUCUCAUACGAUGAAGUAAAAAUAUCCUCACAAUACGAAUAUGAUCAAAAAGAGGAGGAGGUAAUUGGGCCAUUUUCAUAUAUGCAGGUUGUCAUGGCUAGAGGUCUCUUCGACAACUGGAAGCAACCAGUAUAUAUUGGAUUUGACCAAAAAAUGACGAAGCAACUUUUACACAAUAUCAUCACCCAUCUUCACACUAUCAAGUAUGAGGUUAUUGCUUGUGUAUCAGAUUGUGGAGGCGGCAAUCAAGGAUUGUGGAAGGAACUAAACAUUACAACAAGUAACACGUCGAUAGCACAUCCUGUUACUGGUAAUUCAGUUUAUUUUUUUGCCGACGCCCCCCAUCUAAUGAAAUUGUUGCGCAACUGGUUGAUUGAUACUGGUUUUGUCACCAGUGAUGGUGUUAGCAUAAAUAAAUUUCCCUUUGUCGCCCUUAUUGAGUCGAGAGUUUCCGAAAUCAGUUCGUGCCACAGGCUGACAACUCAGCAUGUUAAAUGUGAAAAAGCGCAGCGACAGAAUGUAAGACGUGCCUGUCAGUUGCUUUCACAUACCACCGCAACCGCCUUGAAGCGUUAUAGGCCUGGGAACGAUACAAUAUUAGCCCAAAAUGUAGGAAAUUUUACCGAACUUGUGAAUAACUGGUUUGAUGUAUUAAAUUCAUAUACCUCAACUGCUUCUCUUCCAACAAAAAAGCCGUAUGGUUUAGAAUUGGAAAUGCAACAUAAAUGCCUUAAUGAAAUGGAAGAAACUAUUGAAGGAAUGAGGUGUGUUGGAAAAAACGCCCUCCAGGUGUUUCAAAAGGGUAUCCUAAUAACUUCAAAGUCACUACAGUGCCUAUUUACUGAUUUGAAAGAGAGGCAUGGUAUUUCAUAUUUACUUACUCACCGCUUAAACCAGGACUGCCUAGAGAACUUUUUUUCCCAGUUAAGAACAAAAGGUGGUUUACAUGACCACCCUUCGCCAUUAAAUGCAAUUUACCGGGUACGGAUGAUUUUAUUAGGGAAAAAUCCAGGAAUGGUCCAAACGCAUUCCAAUGUUGAAAUACCAAAGGAAAUGGAUGGAGAGUACUUGAUGGCUGCUGCUGUCAAGCAGGCCCAACUUAAAAAUUUGGUGGUAACAGAACCAUCUAGUACUGAAGAAACCGAACUCAAUGAAAGCUUCAGUUCGGAGAGUACUGCUUCUGAUGCCCCAUUAAGAAAAUCUUGGGUGGAAGAUGAUGGUACUCAAUAUUUAGCAGGAUUUAUUGCUAAGAAAUUUAUACAUAAAUACCCAUACCUAGGUGGGCACAGUUACAAAGAUGAAGAGGCUCUUAAUUUACAUUCUUACGCCAUGCCCUCAUGGGUACAAAGUCUAUCGUUCGGGGGUCUGAUUCAGCCAUCGGCUGAGUGGAUGCGUCAGAUGCAAGUUAUGGAAACUUACUUUAUUAAAUUCCACAAAGAUAAUUUUUCUCCAGGUAAAAUAAUUAUUAAAAGGACAACAAACUACAUUAUCAAAAAAUUGCAAAAGAAAAAAAUAGAUGUUCCAUAUGAAUUAGUGAAAUCAUUUUCGAAGCAAAGAAUUUUUAUUAGAAUUAAAUAUCUAAAUUUAAAAAGAGAAUGUACUGAUAGAAAAAGAAGUUCUGAAGAUUACAAUAUUAUUAGUUAUGACAAGGGGGCUCCUGUUCAACUAUUUGCGGUUCCAGAGGAACAAGAUAUUCUUCAAGAGCCUGUAGAAAUCCCACUAGAUGAUGAUGUUAUGCGAUGCAUUAUAAACACACAUUCUGAUAUAACUGUACUUGGCACGGGACGCGAUUUUCUUGAUAGCAUCAUAAUAGAACAGAAAGAUGCUGAAAAUAUUACCACUGAACAAAUACAGCAUUUUAACCAAAAUACAGAUGCAGGUCCGUCUACAAAACCUACAGGCGAUUCGGUAAAUCUAUUUACGAGUGAAAUUAACUUAGAAAAUCAACUUGGAUUAAGUGCUAAAAUCACAGCUUCGGCAAAUAGUCUUGUAGAAGGUAAAGAUGAAGAUGAGUUGAGUACUAAUCAGGGUGGAAUCAUAGCUUCGGCAGACAACCUGCGAGAAGGGAAUGCAGAAGAAUUGAGUGCUGAUCACCCUGAAAAUCCAGUUUUGACAAAAACCGUCGGAGAAGAACAUGCAUUGGAACCGACCAACUUAUAUACUAAAGAGGGAAACCUAAGAAAAAGAAAAAAAUAUGACAUGUCUUUAGAAAUGCGAAAACGUAUAAAAUUAAACAAGAUAAGGGAAGACCAUAGGCCGUUGCAGUCGUGCGAUCGUGAUAAAUGCAAAAAAAAAUGCAAUAUUAAAAUCUCAGAACUUCGACGAUCUGAAAUCAAUCGGCAGUUUUGGAAUUUGUCUUGGUUAGAAAGGCGAACAUUUAUUUUUAAUACCUGCAAACGCUUGGCAGUGAAAAGGCGACCCAAGUCUGCAGAAAGUGAGAAAAAACAAAAUACGUUUAAGUAUUAUUUCCCUGACGAAAAAUUAUUAACUGAGGCAGUUACUCACGAAGUCUGUAAGGUAUUUUUCCUAACCACAUUAGGUUAUAAGAAAAACAAUGAUCGGGUGAUAACAGAAGUUUUAUCAAAAACUGAAAAAGGAAGUCUGCAACCAAAUCGAGACCAGCGCGGGAAACACGACAAACACAACAAAUUUGAACAUGAAGACUUGCUUGAACAGCACAUUGAAUCUUUCAACCCCACAAUCUCUCAUUACCGUCGCGAGCACGCGCCGCUCACAAGAUACUUACCCAGUGAUGUGAAUAUUUCCCUAAUGUUUGACGAUUUUAAAAAGAAAUACCCUAAUUUUAAAUUGUCAUAUGAAUUGUACCGCCGAAAAGUGAAGAGCUUACGUAUAUCAUUUGCAUCGCUAGGUCACGAAGAAUGCGAAGAUUGUGAAGAAUUUCAAUUGCAUGGCCAUCUGAAGGAUAAUCUACAACCUGAUUGUAAGCAAUGUGAAAUCUGGAAGAAGCAUAUAGAUAAAGCCAGUGCAGCUCGAAAUCUGUAUCGACAACACGCUGAGCAGACGUUUGAAGAUGGCACGAUGGAGUGCACUAGUGCAGAAACAAUCAGUCAUCACGUGAUUAGUUUUCCCGCGUUAACGGUGCAUCGUGACAGACAGCAGUAA